AUGGAACCUAAGCGGAAGAGCGCCUCCCUGGCCAAACAUGACUUGCCACAAUUCUAUCUUUUGAUUAUGUUGUACUUGGCCCAAGGUAUACCUGUAGGCUUAGCCUUUGGUACGGUGCCGUUUUUGCUAAAAUCGUUGGCAAAGGAGACCUCAUUCGCAUCAUUGGGCAUUUUCUCUAUGGCCACGUACCCAUAUUCGUUGAAGAUUCUAUGGUCGCCUAUAGUCGACUCAGUGUAUAAUAAGCGCGUCGGUAGAAGAAGAUCAUGGAUCAUCCCGGUGCAGUUUGUCAGCGGAUUGGCGCUAUGGGUUUUAGGGUGGUGUAUAUCACAGGGAAUAAUCUUCGAUGGGGUGGACGAUGCCUUCCAUAACCGCGGGAACGGCACUCUACACAGCGUCAAUAUAAAGAAUUUGACGUGGUGGUUUGGGCUCUUGGUUUUCCUAUGUGCCACUCAGGACAUUGCGGUUGACGGUUGGGCCUUGACUAUUCUGUCUAAUGACUCUCUAUCGUAUGCGUCUACUGCACAAACCAUAGGUUUGAACGUCGGCUAUUUCAUGUCAUUCACCGUUUUCCUGUCGUUGAAUUCGUCUGAUUUUGCCAACAAAUAUCUUAGGAAAACCCCUUUGGAUCAUGGGCUUAUCAGUCUUGGUGGAUACAUGAAAUUCUCUGGGAUACUUUUCAUUGUGAUAACCAUAUACACCAUAUUCUGUACCGAGGAGAAACCCCACAUGGAGUAUCUGCCCAAAGCGGAGACGGUAAAACCAGGCAAUAGUGAACCGAAAGUGGUAUUCAUCGAGUAUGAUGAUGGCAAUGUGGUGUCGGCUCAAAAUUCAAGUAGCAUGAAGUACAUUUACCGCUGCUUCAUAAAAGUGUUGAAAUUGAAGUCCGUGAGAAGCCUAGCCUUCAUCCACAUGAUUUCCAAAUUCGCCUUCCAGUGCAAUGAGGCAGCUACAAACCUGAAACUACUAGAAAAAGGCUUCAAAAGAGAAGACCUGGCUGUCACGGUACUGAUAGACCUGCCGUUCGAAAUUAUAUUCGGAUACUACGUUGUCAAAUGGAGCUCCGACAGGGACCCCAUUAUUCGCGGCAAUGCAAGCACUAACAAGACCGUCAAGUUCCUCGUCGGGGAUGCUGGCGUCCUGACACCCUGGUUGUGGGGGUUUCUGGGCCGUCUGGCCGCGGCGGUCCUGGGCAGUUACGUGGUGAAGCAAUUCCCCAAGGGCGGCGAGAUCUCCACUGGGUACUUCUGUCUCGUGAUAUUUCAGCACCUCUUAGGCUCAUUCAUGAAUACCGUACAGUUCAUCGGCAUCUCGGCCUUCCACACAAGAGUCGCGGACCCCGUCCUGGGCGGCACAUACAUGACGUUGUUGAACACUCUGAGUAACUUCGGCGGGACGUGGCCACGGUUGAUCAUCCUGUCUCUGAUCAACUACUUCACCGUGUACCAGUGCGCCCUCCCGGACACAAAUAAAGUGUUCGUAACGCACGGCGGCAACAUGCAAGCGUGCACUGAGCUCUUGAGUGGCACCUUGACCGUACUGCGCGACGGCUACUACGUCACCAACCUCAUAUGUAUUGUGGUUGGGCUUUUCCUGUACUUCGGAUACUUGAAAAGGAAAAUCCUCCAUCUGCAAAGUCUGCCGAUCAGCUCCUGGAGAUGUACAUAA
Messenger RNA from Saccharomyces kudriavzevii IFO 1802, 1665 nucleotides. RefSeq lists its product as uncharacterized. NCBI's taxonomy places the organism in Eukaryota, Fungi, Ascomycota, Saccharomycetes, Saccharomycetales, Saccharomycetaceae. The transcript has a single exon. Bases 1 to 1665 code for a protein of 554 amino acids. Gene Ontology annotation, cellular component: membrane. Gene Ontology annotation, molecular function: acetyl-CoA transmembrane transporter activity. The record is from RefSeq and is a predicted model, not a curated record.